CUUCAUGAUAUAAUUAUACGCGUUUGCUAACUUGAUGUGUUUUCAUAGGAUCAGAAAUUUUAUGUAACAUAAAGAUGUUUGAUAAUUGGAAUUCAUGACAAUGCUUGUUUUCUGGAUUGACAUGACUUUGUUUGACUUAUUAUUAUUUCUAAUCUUCGUUUUGUUUUCUGUGCUAUGGCUUAGAUCAAGAAGACCACCAAGAUACCCUCCAGGGCCGACACCAUUACCUAUCAUUGGAAAUCUGCAUAAUGUAGCCAAGAAGGACUUCAUGCAAGCAAUUAGGGAUCUACGCGAAAAGUAUGGUGAUAUAAUAAGUCUAUCGUUGGGAUCAUACUGGGUAGUUUUUGUGAAUGGCAGUGAAAAUUUGAGAGAGUUAUUUGUAAAAAAUGCGAACGAAACUUCAGACAGACCACCGUUAUUUAUUUUCAAACUUGUUAAAAAUAAAGGAGUAAUAGCUAGUAGUGGUCCUAACUGGAAACAUCAAAGAACUUUUGCACUUUCAAAGUUACGAGACUUUGGUUUUGGGAAGAGGAGUUUUGAAUCUAGUAUACUCGAAGAAAUUGAAAACUUUCUUAAUUUACUAGAAUCUUUCAAAGGAAAGUCUUUUGAUCUCUCGGGUAUAAUUCGUACCAGUUUGUCCAACAAUGUCAUGUCCAUUACCGUUGGACGGCGGUUUGAAUAUGAUGAUCCUAAAUUUAGAUAUUUUGUGAAUCUUCUUGACGAGGUUAAUAAUACAGCAGCACUCUCUGGCGCACUUAAUUUCAUUCCCAUUCUUGAAAAAUUACCUGGAGAUCCGUUUGGAGCCAAACGCAUUUUAGAAGUUGCUAACGACUUUUUCGAUAAUUUUUUCGGCGAAGAACUAAAGGAGCACAGAGAUACUCUGGACGAGAACAACAUUCGAGACUUCAUUGAUGCUUACUUGGUUCAAAUGAAGACAGUAGAGACAAGCAAUGAAUAUUAUACAGAUGAGCAGUUACUGUCUGUAAUAGCUGAUCUAUUUGGUGCCGGCACAGAAACUUCGGCGACAACUAUAGAAUGGGCGUUUGUUUACCUGAUGAAUGAUAUGGACGUACAGAACAAAAUGAGACAAGAAAUCGACGACAUAGUUGGCAAUGGACGUCUCCCCAUAAUGUCGGACAAACAUAAUCUCCCUUACUGUGAAGCUGUCGUAAUUGAGACUUUUAGACUAGGAAAUGUAGUGCCUUUUUCUCUGCCCCAUAAUGUAUCUGAAGAUAUAUAUUUUAAAGGAUACAUGAUACCGAAAAACGCAGUUAUUAUGCCAUGUCUUGAUUCUGUUGCUCAUGAUGAAAACUUAUUUCCAGACAGCCAGUCUUUUAAGCCUGAUAGGUUUCUUGAUGAAAAUGGGAAGAUAUGUGGACAGGACAAGAUAUUAUCGUUUUCCUUAGGUAGAAGAGUCUGCUUAGGAGAAUCCCUUGCCAGAAUGGAAGUGUUUCUAUACCUUACAGCUUUGGUUCAGAGGUUUGAAAUUCUACCACCAGAAGGGGAAAGUCCACCACCAGUCAAAGGACAAUUGGGUGUUACAUAUUCUCCUGGUAGUUUCAAAUUAAGAGCAAUUUCUCGGACAUGAACUCCGAUAACUAUUAUUGAUGGAAUUAUGUAUAUCAUUCACCAUUGUAACGAAAUACAUAAAAUAAUGCAUGAUGGUCUUGAAGUAUAGAUUCACGGUACUGACAUUGUUUAGCAUCUUAAUUACGUGUUAUAGUCUAUAUGCUAUUUUCUUUUUCUUUGUUGACAUAUUUGUUUGUUUUAUACCCGGCAUAGAUUACCUUAGCCGUAUUUGGCAUAACUUUUUGGAAAUUUUGGGUCCUCAAUGCUCUUCAAUUUUGUACUUCUUUUGCUUUAUAACUAUUUUGAUCUGAGCGUCACUGAUGAGUCUUAUGUAGACGAAACGAUCGUCUGGCGUAUUAAAUUAUAAGCCUGGUACCUUUGAUAACUAUUUAUAGUGAUUAAGAUUAUAACACAAUGUUUAUUGCUUUACCCCUAUUUUUGACAUUUUUACCUAUUAUGUCUGUUUGUUUUGUUCACAUAUUGUUGUCAAUAUAAUGGAAUUUUAUGCGACUUUCA
This is a messenger RNA of Mytilus californianus (California mussel), 2085 nucleotides long. Its product is annotated as cytochrome P450 2B4-like. The coding region runs from base 95 to 1588 and encodes 497 amino acids. The record is from RefSeq and is a predicted model, not a curated record. Gene Ontology annotation, cellular component: intracellular membrane-bounded organelle; cytoplasm. Gene Ontology annotation, molecular function: oxidoreductase activity, acting on paired donors, with incorporation or reduction of molecular oxygen, reduced flavin or flavoprotein as one donor, and incorporation of one atom of oxygen; iron ion binding; heme binding. Gene Ontology annotation, biological process: xenobiotic metabolic process. NCBI's taxonomy places the organism in Eukaryota, Metazoa, Mollusca, Bivalvia, Mytilida, Mytilidae. The transcript is spliced from 4 exons.